Molecule: messenger RNA, 3306 nt
Organism: Scleropages formosus (Asian bonytongue)
Lineage: Eukaryota; Metazoa; Chordata; Actinopteri; Osteoglossiformes; Osteoglossidae
Gene: grm6a
Product: glutamate receptor, metabotropic 6a
Exons: 12
Coding region: 345-3071 (908 amino acids)
Biological process (GO): G protein-coupled receptor signaling pathway
Cellular component (GO): membrane
Molecular function (GO): G protein-coupled receptor activity
Source: RefSeq, a predicted model, not a curated record
AGCCACGAUUUUCCACGCGCAGAAGUAAAGUGGAAGCGCUGCAUGUUUUCCUCAGCUCUUCUUCUCUUGCUCAUAUUUAACGCUCUGCCGCCUUCCUCUGAGUUCAGCCCGAAGCGCUUGACAUGGAAGAAGGUUUCGUAGUUCUUCCAAAUUCCUUUCCGGCUUUAGGGGUAUUUUAGUGACAUAAAAAGCGCAGAUUUUUUUUGAGCAGAGUUGCCUUUUCGUACAGGUUCUGGCGACGUGUCUCCAAUGACCGCGGGAAGAUGCCAUUUUCAGGUGCUUCGGGAAGAAGGUAAAGCUUUUUGCUGUUACAGUGAUCCCACCAGCAUUUUUUGGUGACCACCAUGACACCACAGUCCCCAAAAUCUCUGUUACAUCAUUACUGUGGAAUACUUUGGGUGUUUGGAUGGAGCGACAGUCAUUUCACCACAUGGCCCCAUGUCCUGUGGAUGCUGUGGAUGUGGAUGCUGAGUCCAGGCUUGUGGGCUCAUCAAGGCACUCAGCCUCAUUCUAUCAAGAUAGAGGGAGACAUCACCCUGGGUGGUCUUUUUCCGGUGCAUUCCAGGGGACCCGCAGGUGUCCCAUGUGGAGAGAUCAAGAAGGAAAAGGGCAUUCAUAGAAUGGAGGCCAUGCUCUAUGCUCUGGACCAGAUCAACAGUGAUCCCUACCUGCUGCCCAACAUUACCCUGGGUGCACGGAUCCUUGACACCUGUUCCCGAGACACCUACGCCCUCGAGCAGUCACUCACGUUUGUUCAGGCAUUGAUCCAGAAGGACACCUCUGAUAUACGCUGCUCUAACGGCGAGCCACCCAUCAUCCGGAAACCAGAGCGCGUUGUGGGGGUCAUUGGGGCGUCGGCCAGUUCUGUGUCCAUCAUGGUUGCCAAUGUCCUCCGGCUCUUUGAGAUCCCACAGAUCAGUUACGCUUCGACGGCCCCGGAAUUGAGCGACAACAACCGCUAUGACUUCUUCUCUCGCGUCGUCCCUCCUGACUCCUACCAGGCUCAGACUAUGGUGGACAUUGUCAAGGCAUUGGGCUGGAACUACGUGUCCACACUAGCUUCUGAAGGAAACUAUGGAGAGAGCGGAGUCGAUGCCUUUAUCCAGAUCUCCAGGGAGGCAGGAGGUCUUUGCAUUGCCCAGUCUCUGAAGAUUCCUCGGGAGCCAAAACCAGGGGAAUUUGACAAGAUCAUCAAGCGACUCAUGGAGACCUCCAAUGCACGUGGCGUCAUCAUCUUUGCCAAUGAGGAUGACAUCAAACGUGUCCUGGAAGCAGCCAAGAAGGCCAACCUGACAGGUCACUUCCUAUUUGUGGGCUCUGACAGCUGGGGGGCCAAGAAUUCGCCUAUCUUAGAUCAGGAGGAUGUGGCUGAGGGGGCAGUUACCAUUCUGCCCAAAAGAGCCUCCAUUGAAGGGUUCGACCUGUAUUUUACCACAAGGUCUCUAGAGAACAACCGCAGAAAUAUUUGGUUCGCAGAAUUCUGGGAGGAUGACUUCAAGUGUAAGUUGACACGGCCGGGUAUUAAACUGGACAGUGACAAGAAAAAAUGCACAGGUGAAGAGAGGAUCAGCCGUGACUCAUCAUAUGAGCAGGAGGGAAAGGUGCAGUUUGUCAUCGAUGCCGUGUAUGCCAUGGCACAUGCCCUACACAACAUGCAUAUGGACCUCUGCCCAGGCCACACAGGAGUCUGUGACAAGAUGGACCCUGUGGAGGGACGCCUGCUACUCAACUACAUCCACUCGGUCAACUUCAACGGCAGUGCAGGCACUGCGGUCUUGUUCAAUGAAAAUGGCGAUGCUCCCGGACGUUAUGACAUCUUCCAGUACCAGAUGUCCAACACCACCAGCCCUGGGUACAAGGUCAUUGGGCAAUGGACCAACAAUCUACGACUGAAUAUGGAGGAAAUGCAGUUCUCGGGCGGUUCUCGCCAGGCCCCAGACUCUGUGUGUAGCUUCCCCUGUAACCCCGGGGAACGGAAAAAGAUGGUGAAGGGUGUCCCAUGCUGCUGGCACUGUGAGCUAUGCGAUGGUUAUCAGUACCAGCUGGAUGAAUUCACCUGUGAGAUAUGCCCUUUUGACAUGAGACCCACGGAGAAUCGCACUGGCUGUCGGCCCACACCCAUCAUCAAACUUGAGUGGCACUCACCUUGGGCUAUAAUCCCCGUCUUCUUGGCCAUCCUGGGCAUCCUGGCCACUUUAUCUGUGGUCAUCACUUUCAUCCGCUUCAACGACACGCCUAUUGUAAGGGCCUCUGGCCGGGAACUCAGCUAUGUCCUGCUAACGGGAAUCUUCCUGAUCUACCUCAUCACCUUCCUGAUGAUUGCAGAGCCAGGUGCUGUGGUAUGUGCUUUCCGCCGGCUGUUGCUGGGCCUUGGCAUGUGCAUCAGCUAUGCUGCCAUGCUAACCAAGACAAACCGCAUCUACCGCAUUUUUGAGCAAGGCAAGAAGUCCGUCACGCCACCCAAGUUCAUCAGUCCCACUUCCCAGCUGGUGAUCACAUUUGUCCUCAUUUCUGUGCAGGUGGUGGGCGUGUUCAUCUGGUUCGCUGUGGUCCCACCUCACACCAUCAUUGACUAUGAAGAGCUACGGCCACCGAACCCAGAGCUGGCACGUGGCAUCCUCAAGUGCGACAUGUCGGAUCUAUCCCUCAUCUCUUGCCUGAGCUACAGCAUCGUGUUGAUGGUGACGUGUACCGUUUACGCUGUCAAAAGCAGGGGUGUGCCAGAGACCUUCAACGAGGCAAAGCCCAUUGGCUUCACUAUGUACACCACAUGUAUCAUCUGGCUGGCCUUUGUACCCAUCUUCUUUGGCACAGCACAGUCCACAGAGAAGAUGUACAUCCAGACAACCACACUGACUGUCUCCAUGAGCCUCAGCGCCUCUGUGUCCCUGGGGAUGCUCUACAUGCCCAAGGUCUACGUCAUCAUCUUCCACCCGGAGCAGAAUGUGCAGAAGCGCAAACGCAGCUUCAAGGCCGUGGUGCAGGCAGCCACCAUGUCCACGCGCCUGUCCACCAAGUCCAACGACAAGCAGAAUGGCGAGACCAAAAUUGAGCCAGACAGAACACAGUAACUCCUUGGGAAUUGUUACUAAUUACAGCAGCCUUGACAUGCAACAGAGAGAAAUCCAGGAGAAGGAACUGUGUCUGCAAACAACACCUUGGAAAUUCCAGAGAGGAUGAAGAUACUGUGCCAUGAACCAACUCUGGGUGCAGCUUCAAAAAAGACAAGUCUCCAGUUUCAAAGUGAUUGAAGUCUUUCAAAUUAUGACGUAUGAUGUCAUCUUGCAUUUGUUUUGACGCCACAUA